AUGCUAUGGAAAAUUAAGGGUUGCAAGAAGAUCAACAAUCGUAAUAAUUCACCACCCUUGCUACAAUUCUGCACUCAAACAUGUAAUCAAAUUUGGAUUAAAUCGAUGCAAGUGAAUCAAAAUGAUGGGAAAAUUGUGAGGGUGCUCACUCAAGUGGAUGUUGCUCUUUUCUUUCUACUUAUGUUGGUGCAUCACAAGUUAUUGAAACAUAAAGGAUAG
This is a messenger RNA of Clunio marinus, 219 nucleotides long. NCBI's taxonomy places the organism in Eukaryota, Metazoa, Arthropoda, Insecta, Diptera, Chironomidae. The record is from the annotation of a GenBank genome assembly.